CAGAGCUGUUGGGCAUGGGUGCUGCGAAACCAUAAACGCUGUUCCGGCUUCCAUAGCAGUUAUUUAUUUGUUUGGCAAGGACUUGUGACGGUAGGAGCAUAGCUGCUAGCAGUAAAUACUGAAAUGAUGGAGAACAAAGAGGGUGUUCGUCACCAGGUUUGUCAGCCUAACGAAUUUGAGCUUCAGCAUAGACCAGACUUCAUCACCCAUCUACCACCGCUCAGUGCACCUCAGCCUGCCUUCAGUGAGAAACCCAAGAUAGUCCAGCCAGGAGCAUACACCCAAGCUGCACCCACCAAAGAACAGAAACAUAGCCGGCAUGUCAGUGAUUCCAUUGCCAAUAAUUACACACCAUCAGCCAGAAACCUGACGACAUCUAUCAUUUAUGAAUUUACACGAAAACAUGUUUUAGAGCAUAGACAUUCCAGUGAGAAUCGGCACAUACCAACUCAGCAAAGCACUCCUUCCUCUCAUCAUGGCUACUCGUUCCUGGAUGGAACUACUUCAGAGAGGCAGAUCCGAACCAGCGGUGAUUCACCAAGGAAAAGCAGCCCCAGAGAGUCUCCCAGACACAGGCAAACUGACCUGUGGUGUCCGAGGCCAAGUAGUGCGAAGACAACUCACUCAUCCAUCUCUCCCUCCCAUCCACUACCUCCCAUCAGUGGAACAACCCCACCUGUUAGCCCUAGACAUUCUUUUUCCAGCAUCGAACGGGGUAUACCUUUGAAUGUGAGGGAUGAAAGGUCUUCAUCAGCAGGGCCAGGACCAGACCCUUUUGUUAGUGCUCCUGUGGAUAGUGGAAGGGGAAGCUUCAACAGCAUUCAGGGUACCCCACAAUCAGGUCUAGGCCAAGUCCCACAAAUUGUUCCACCAAUCCAAGAACAGCACAACAACAAACCCACAGGGCUUGUGAAUGGCAACUUUCUUCCCAAGUCUCCAAGCUGUGUUCAACGGGACCAUGAUGAAACUACACAAGCUGUCUUACAAGUAGUCUUCCCACCCUAUACGACCUCUACCCAUGGCCUAUCAAGGCCUACUACACCAGAGCAACAAGAUCUGCCCAGGUAUUUCAGUUUGAUUGAGAAUGCUAUUAGUCCAUCCAUGAUAGCACCUCUCAGCAAGGAAUGCAUGAAGGGUAUCCAACGCUUUAUUCCCAAGCAUCUCAAAGUAGAACAUCUCAUCCACUGUCUAAAAGAUGUCAGUGCUGAGGUCCAGUCUUGUUACACCAGGAGUAUACGGCAGGCUAUCAUGGAUUAUAUUCUGAAAGACCCUGCAGAAAGAGAGCGACUUGGAAUUCCCUUACCAGAGAAACUCUCUCACUCUGCUGGCAGGCUGUGGUUUCCAUGGCAACAGGCCGUUCUUGAAGCAAAGAGUUUCAUGGCAACACAGCUCUACAUCACCCACCCUGUCAUGACCAGUAUACUCUAUCUCUGGGAAACUAAAUACUUCAGUUUCCGAUUAAUUGAUACUUCUGGUCUGAAAGAGGUCAUGCCACUCAGCAUGGAUGCAUUCCUCGGUCAUGUUAAGGCCUCUAGUCUUAGAGGAAGAGAAGUUUUACUUAAUGACUGGAUAGCAGACUGUUCCGCCAUUGUUGAAAGGAAUCGGGAUGAGAUAGAACGAUGGAUGCCCAAUGAUGAGGUUGCUCGGAUGGACCAUAUGGAUCACUUCUUCUCCUCAGUGGCUACUCUAAUGUCUGUAUGUCUCCGAGACGGUGUAAAGAAGUCUGUCUUUGAUCUGUGUGAGUGGUUGGAGCAGUACCAAGAUGGCAAUGACUAUGUUGGGGAAUACAUGCAGACAUCAUUAAGAUUACCUGUAUUACCACAGCCAUUCACAAUAUUCAUGGGACCCAACAUGGCUGAUACCCUCUGCAGCUUCACCCCAUCGUUUGAGAAGACAACAGAGCUCUUUCAUGAGGCUAUUUACGUCAUGGUCCGCAGCUCACAGGGACUGCCUAGAGUGGAGACAGUCCUCUUUGAAAAGGUGAACAAUCUGGCUGAAAAGAGCAUCAGUACAGUCAGGGAGGGGGAGGAGCUAGUAGAGAUUGCUAAGAGCCGGAUCCAGAAGGUUGUUAUGAGCAACAGUCAUGGACCUAGCAGGUACAAGUCCAUCUACAAGCCUUAUGCCUACCUUUUGAGUCAUGACUCUGAUAUCAGAGUGGAGAAAUUUGUCAGUCGGGAGCAGCAUCUUCGAGACUAUGUACGAGAGAUAGAGAAACUCAAAGCUAUGGCCAAAGAGAUAGCAUCAUUGCCGGUAUAUGUGCCAAUGCAUGUAUUCCUACUGAACUGUAAUGACAUUAAUAGUUGGCUGAUAGCUCGAGCUGAUGACCUUGCAAACAUCAUGAUUACCAAGAUUGUUAACACCAGCCGCAAGUUCAACCGUGACAUCUGCUCUCAGUAUGACAACAUUGUCAGGAAGAUUACUCAACAAUCAGAGUCCACACACCAGCUCGUCUCCCUGCAGGAAUAUGUGGAUGGAUUGUGGGUUGGGGAGCUGUUACAGCUGAAGGCCAGACUGGAAAUCGCAGCAAGUAACCUCCUCUUCCUAAUGGAUUAUGCCACCCUCUCCAAAGACGACCUUAUUCUCAAUGACACCACAUUCACCUGGAGCACCAGGAUUGUACCAAUCAUUAAAAACAGUGAGACAAAACUUCAGAAAGAACAUGACAUUGCUGUGUCUAAGUUGUUGGACAAACAGCGUAAGUUCCAGGCCAAGCUACAGGAUGUGCUAGAGAUUGUCAAAGGAUUCAAGACCAAGGAUAGGAUGUCAGAGGCUCAAGACUACCUGCUGAAGCUUAAUGAAAUUCAGAGAAUCCUGGAUGAAUUUUAUGAAGAGAAAGUGAGUAUAAAUCUUGAAGAGAAGCUUCUAGACAUCGGUCAAAUCAGCCCAUAUGCCCUACUGGAUCACAUCCGGGAGAUGAAGGAACCUUUUUAUAAGCUUUGGCAGACUGCUGUUCAGUUUCAUCAGCAAUAUGAUAACUGGAUGAAUGGACCCUUGCUGGAAGUGGAUGCUGAACUGGUUGAGGAAGAGGUGCAAUCUCUGUGGAAGACAAGUUACAAGCUUACUAAGAUCUUCACAGGUAGCACUGACAUGAUGGGGCCAAUGAGGGCAUCGGUCACUAUCAAAGCUAAGCUGGAGAAAUUCAAACUGAACAUGCCACUCAUUGGAGCACUUUGUAACCCUGGCAUCAAACAAAGACACUGGGACAUGAUGAGUAAAAAGGUUGGCUUUAACAUGACCCCUACGAAGGAAACACCUUUAUUGGAGAUGUUGCAGAUGGGCCUUGAAAAGUAUCUGGAUGAUCUAUCUGAGAUCUCCUCACAGGCAAGCAAGGAAUAUGCACUUGAAAAGGCUCUCUCAAAGAUGAAGGAGGACUGGCAGUCAGUUCAUUUUAAUUUCACUGAGUACAAAGACACAGGACUGAGCAUACUGUCAUCUCCUGAAGAUGUCCAAGUCCUGUUGGAGGAUCACAUGGUGAAGACAUCAACCAUGAGAGGAUCACCCUUCAUUGCUCCAUUUGAGAAGCAAGUCAAAGUGUGGGAAGAGACAUUGCAUCGUAUGAGUGAUAUUCUCGACUCAUGGCUAAAAGUUCAAGCAGCGUGGCUGUAUCUGGAGCCAAUCUUCGGAUCAGCAGACAUCCGACGCCAGAUACCUGUGGAAGGGUCCAUGUUCACAGAGGUUGAUGAAAACUGGAGAGACAUCAUGCAGACUGCUGUGAUUAACACCCGCGCAUUAGUUGUCACAGCCCAGCCUCGUAUGUUGGAAAACUUGCAAAAAUCUGAAGGUCUCUUAGAAACUAUACAGAAAGGGCUUAAUGACUAUCUGGAGAAGAAGAGACUGUUCUUUCCAAGAUUCUUCUUCCUGUCCAAUGACGAGCUCCUAGAGAUUUUGUCAGAGACCAAGGACCCAUUGCGUGUCCAGCCCCACCUCAAGAAGUGCUUUGAGGGCAUUGCAAAGUUGUCCUUCACUGACACCAAGGAGAUCACAGCCAUGGAGUCAGCAGAGAUGGAGGUAGUAGAGCUAUGCUCUAGGAUCAUACCAGCUGAUGCCCAUGGACUGGUAGAAAAAUGGCUCAUUCAGGUUGAAGACGUUAUGAGAAGAAGCCUACAGGAGGUAACAUGCAGAGCAGUGGAUGCAUACCCACAUACACCCCGGAAGACUUGGGUGUUGAACUGGCCGGGUCAAGUUGUCAUUGCAGCUAGUACAAUCUAUUGGACAUCAGAAGUCACCAAGGCAAUAGAAGAGAAUGGGCUGGAGUCAUACCUUGACAAGUGCAAUAAGCAGAUAGAGGAGAUAGUAGAGUUGGUACGAGGCAAACUGACAAAGAUGGCUCGCAUCACGCUGGGAGCGCUUAUUGUCAUAGAUGUUCACGCUCGUGAUGUAGUUGCCAACCUUUGUCAGCAGUAUAUCAAAGAUCCACACAGUUUCUCGUGGAUCAGUCAAUUGAGAUACUACCAUGAGGAGAGCAGUGUCAUGGUUAGAAUGAUCACAACCACAGUACCCUAUGGCUAUGAGUACCUGGGGAAUACAAGUAGGCUGGUCAUUACACCACUUACUGAUAGAUGCUACAGAACUCUAAUGGGAGCCUUGCUGCUCAAUCUUGGAGGAGCACCUGAAGGACCAGCUGGCACCGGUAAGACAGAGACAUGCAAAGAUCUGGCUAAGGCUGUGGCUAAGCAGUGUGUGGUCUUCAACUGCUCUGAUGGGCUUGACUAUAAGGCCAUGGGGAAAUUUUUUAAGGGUUUGGCCUCAUCUGGGGCCUGGGCAUGCUUUGAUGAGUUCAACAGGAUUGAGCUGGAGGUCUUGUCAGUCGUAGCUCAGCAGAUACAAAGCAUCCAGAGAGCUGUUGCUGAACAGGUUACAGCGUUCAUCUUUGAAGGGACGGAUAUAUCUCUAGAUCCAUCAUGCACUAUGUUCAUCACCAUGAACCCUGGCUAUGCAGGGAGAGCAGAGCUUCCAGACAACCUGAAGGUCUUGUUCCGGACUGUUGCCAUGAUGGUACCAGAUUAUGCCCUAAUUGCAGAGAUCAGCCUUUACUCCAUGGGAUUUGUGGCUGCUAGAUCCCUGUCCACCAAAAUUGUGGCUACUUACAAACUCUGCUCUGAACAGUUAUCAUCUCAGCAUCACUAUGACUAUGGUAUGAGAGCAGUGAAAUCUGUAUUAACAGCAGCCGGUAACCUUAAACUAAAACACCCAGAUACUGCUGAAGAUAUACUGGUUCUUCGAUCUAUCAAAGAUGUAAAUCUACCAAAGUUUUUGUCCCACGAUAUUCCACUGUUUGAAGGCAUUAUCUCAGAUCUUUUCCCUGGUCUUGAGAUGCCCAAACCAGACUAUGGUGCCUUAGAGAUGACACUGAGGGAUACUAUAGUUAAGAAGAAGCUACAGCCUGUGCCUUGGUUCAUCGAAAAGAUCAUUCAGAUCUAUGAGAUGAUCCUUGUCCGUCAUGGUUUGAUGAUUGUUGGGGAUGCCAUUGGAGGCAAGACAAGUGCCUGCAAGGUGCUUGCGGACUCCCUGGGCGAGCUACACACAAACAAGCUCAUGGAGGAAUUUAAGGUCAGCUAUCAAAUUCUAAACCCCAAGGCUAUAACCAUGGGUCAACUGUAUGGCCGCUUUGAUCCCGUCUCCCACGAGUGGUCAGAUGGUGUCCUGGCUAACAUCUUCAGAGAGCAGGCUGCUAGUACAAGUGAUGACCGCAAAUGGUGUGUGUUUGAUGGUCCAGUUGAUGCUGUGUGGAUCGAGAACAUGAACACUGUGCUGGAUGACAACAAAAAGCUGUGUCUGAUGAGUGGUGAAAUCAUCCAGAUGAGCAAUAAGCAGAAUAUGAUCUUUGAGCCAAAAGACCUAGAACAAGCCUCACCAGCUACUGUCAGCAGGUGUGGCAUGAUCUACAUGGAGCCUGUACAGCUGGGCUGGGAACCUCUUGUUAAGUCAUGGAUGCAACAUCAGUUACCAGACUUCAUGACCAAACCACAAAGAGAAAUGGUCAGGAUGAUGUUUGACUGGUUGUUGCAGCCGUGCCUUAGUCAUGUGAUCAAGCAGUGUCGUCAGCUAGUGCCUGUGUCUGACAUGCACAUGACAAUGUCAAUGCUGAAGCUGUUUUCCUGCCUCCUGGAUGAAGUCAAGGCCAUACGAGAUAGUGAUGAAUCUGACAGUGAGGAAGAUGAGGAAGAAGAUAUAGAGGGCAAAAACCAAUCCAUGUCAGAGCAGAAGAUUCAAGAGGAAAGGACCAACAUGCUAGUUUGUCAUUUCCUCUUUUCUCUGGUGUGGUCUGUGGGGGCCACUGUAGACCACUCAUCUAGGGAAAAUUUCAGUGAAUUCUUCAAGCAGCUGUGUGACAUGGACAGCACAGGUAAACACCCUAGACCCAAGGACCUCAAGUUUGCCCGGAACCUCCUCAUUCCCAAACGUGGCACAGUAUAUGAGUAUGUCUAUAUCAGGAAGGUGUAUGGUUCUUGGCAUCGCUGGGAGACGUUAGUGAUGGCUUCUGACAUCAGUGCUAAGGCAAAGCUAUGCAAGAAUGAUAGUGACCGUAAGGUUAUGAUCAAUGAAUUGAUUAUAAAGACAGCAGAAACUGAACGUCAGCUGUAUUUCCUGCGAAAAUUUGUGAGCCGUGAGCACCCCUUAUUGUUUGUGGGACCAACUGGCACUGGCAAGUCUGCUAUCACCAAUGCAUUUCUAUUGGAGCUAGCUAAGGGUCACUACAUUCCCAACAACAUCAACUUCUCCGCUCAGACAUCAGCCAAUCAAACACAAGAUAUCAUAAUGGCCAAACUGGACAGGAGACGAAAGGGAGUGUAUGGCCCUGCCAUUGGUAAGAAACUGAUUGUGUUUGUGGAUGAUCUGAAUAUGCCAGCCAAGGAGAAGUAUGGUGCCCAGCCUCCUAUAGAGCUACUCAGACAGUGGAUUGAUCAUGGUUAUUGGUUUGACAGGAAAGACACAUCUGUGUUGCAUCUGGUAGAUCUGUUGAUGGUGUCAGCCAUGGGACCACCUGGUGGGGGGCGCAACACUGUCACCCCACGAUUCCUACGUCAUUUCAACAUCAUCACCGUAGACUCCUUUGAUGAGAAGACCAUGAAUAACAUCUUUAGCCCCAUUAUGGACUGGCAUUUUGACCGAGGAUUUGAGACGAGCCUGAAACGAUUCUCAAGGAUCAUGGUGUGUGCAACCACUGAUGUUUACACCCAGUCCAUCUCCAAUUUUUUGCCCACCCCUUCCAAGUCCCACUAUGUUUUCAACUUGCGAGAUUUUGCGCGAGUGGUUCAGGGGAUACUCCUUAUUCAACCCAAGUCAUUGUCAGACAGCAAGGAGGCAGGGACAAAAUUGAUACGUCUAUGGGUCCAUGAGGUCUACCGAGUCUUCUAUGAUAGACUAGUGGAUGAUGAAGACAGGCAAAUUUUCUUUAAGAUUGUAAAGAAUGUUGUGCAAAGCCAGUUCAAAGAAAAGAUGAAUUCAGUCUUCAGCCAUCUUCUGGGUGGAAAGCAUAUUACAGAUGCAAACAUCAGAAGUGAAUCUAAAGAAGUGUGCUCGGAGGAUAUGAGAAGCCUGUUCUUUGGAGAUUAUCUGUCAGCAAGUGAGGAUGAGAAGCUGUAUGAUGAGAUUACUGAUGUAGAGGCACUUAGAGAGUCCAUUGAGAAGUACCUUGAAGAAUAUAAUUUGAUGAGCAAAGCUCCCAUGGAUCUGGUCAUGUUUCAGUUCGCUAUUGAGCAUAUAUCUAGAAUCAGUAGGGUCCUGAAACAGCCCAAUGGCCAUGCUCUACUAGUAGGUAUUGGAGGCAGUGGCCGCCAGAGUGCAGCAAGGCUAGCUGCCUUCAUUGCUGUCUAUGAUCUGUUUUCCAUUGAGAUCACCAAAAAUUACACAAUAGCUGACUGGAAGGAUGACCUCAGGCGAUUACUGCGAAAGACUGGGGAUGAAGGAGCAUCUAUGGUCUUCCUGUUUGGAGAUCACCAGAUCAAGGAUGAGUCUUUCCUUGAGGAUAUCAACAUGAUCCUGAAUACUGGAGACAUUCCUAACCUCUUUGAGAAUGAAGACAGGCUGGAGAUAAUUGAGAAGAUGCAGCAACUUACCAUUGCUGAGAAUGAAAAGAUUGAGAUCACGCCACUCAACAUGUACAAUAAGUUUGUGGAGAGGAUCAGGCGCAACCUUCAUGUGGUACUGGCCUUCAGCCCCAUUGGAGAUGCUUUCAGAAAUCGCAUCCGCAUGUUCCCAUCUCUUAUUAACUGUUGUACCAUCGACUGGUUUAAGGCCUGGCCAGAAGAUGCCUUAGAGAUGGUUGCUCAUAAAUUCCUGGACGAUAUUGAGAUGUCUGACAAGGUGCAAGCUGAGACAGUGGUUAUGUGUAAACAUUUUCAUGAGAGUGUUAGAGCCAUGUCAGACAUGUUUUUCUCCGUUUUGAGAAGACGGAAUUAUGUUACACCCACAUCAUACUUGGAAUUGAUCAAGACUUUCAAGAAUCUGCUCAAUAGAAAACGAAUGGAAAUCAUGACACUCAGAAACCGAUACAUGGUGGGACUUGAGAAGCUAGACUUUGCCUCUUCGCAGAUCUCUGUGAUGCAGGAAGAGCUGACAGCACUUCAGCCCCAGCUGAUCCAGAAUCGUAAAGAGACCCAGGAGUUGAUAGAGAUCAUCAAGAAAGAAACAGAGGAGGUAGAUGAGAAGAGGAAGGUAGUGGCAGCUGAUGAGGCUAUUGCUAAUGCUGCAGCAGAAGAAGCUAAAUCAAUCAAGGCAGACUGUGAGAAGAAUCUGGAGAUAGCUAUCCCAGCUUUGAAUGCAGCAAUCAAGGCACUAGAUACCCUGAAACAACCAGACAUCACCAUUGUUAAGGCCAUGCAGAAUCCUCCACAGGGAAUCAAACUCGUCAUGGAGGCUAUAUGCAUCAUGAAGAAUGUCAAGCCAGAGAAGAAAACAAACGAUCAGGGUAAAAUCUAUGAGGAAUACUGGCCAGCAGCUAAAAAGAUGUUGGGAGACAUGAAGUUCCUGGAAUCUCUCAAAGAUUAUGACAAGGACAACAUCCCAUCUCCGAUAAUGAAGAAGAUCCGAGACAACUAUAUCCCCAACCCAGAUUUUGACCCAGCCACCAUUCGCAAAGUUUCUUCUGCCUGUGAAGGCCUAUGUAGUUGGGUUAGGGCCAUUGAGGUGUAUGACAGGGUGGCCAAGAUUGUAGCUCCAAAAAGAGCACGGCUGAAUGAUGCUGAAUCCCAGCUAGGUGACCAGAUGAGAAUGUUAAAUGAGAAACGAGCUGUGCUAAAAGAAAUUACUGACAAGCUGCAAGGUUUAAAUGACAAACUUGACAAGAGAAACACCGAAAAGAAGCAACUUGAAGACAACAUAGAGCUGACAAGACUGAAACUGAUCCGAGCUGAGAAACUGAUCUCAGGCCUUGGAGGAGAGAGAGAUAGAUGGAUGCAGCAAGCCGAGGAGUUGGGUGAAACCUUCACUAAUAUCGUUGGAGAUGUUCUUAUAUCGGCUGGUGUUGUUGCCUACCUUGGAAUCUUUACUCUGUCAUUCAGACAGGAAUGCUUGAAAGAUUGGUACGCACUGUGUAAAGAAAAAGAAAUCCCUGUGUCUGAUGUGUUCUCACUGUCAGCAACCCUUGGAGAUCCUGUCAAGAUUAGGGACUGGCAGUUGGCUGGACUUCCUGUUGACAAUUUUUCCACAGACAAUGCCCUAAUCGUGACCAAUGCCAACCGUUGGCCCCUGAUGAUUGAUCCCCAGGGUCAGGCCAACAAGUGGGUCAAGAACAUGGAGAAACCAAACAAGUUACAAGUUAUAAAACUCUCGGACCCCAACUAUACCCGUACCCUGGAAAACUGUAUACAGUUUGGCCAGCCAUGUCUUCUGGAGAAUGUAGGAGAGGAGUUGGAUCCCAUUCUUGAACCACUGCUUCUCAAGCAAACAUUCAAGCAGAAUGGUCUUGACUACCUGCGUCUUGGAGAUAAUGUAAUUGAAUUCAGCAAAGACUUCAAGUUCUACAUCACCACUAGGCUUCGCAACCCUCACUACCUGCCCAAAGUGUCUGUUAAGGUGACUCUGCUCAACUUCAUGAUCACCCCUUUGGGAUUGGAGGACCAGCUUUUGGGCCUGGUAGCAGCACGGGAGAAGCCUGAGCUAGAAGAAAAGAAGAACCAGCUUAUCAUUGAAGGGGCUCACAACCGCAAGCAGCUUAAGGAAAUUGAAGAUAAGAUCCUGGAGGUGUUGUCUUCCUCUGAAGGGAACAUCCUGGAGGAUGAGACAGCUAUUGAGAUCUUGUCCUCCAGCAAGGUGCUAUCCAAGGAGAUUUCAGAGAAGCAGGAGGUUGCUAGUCGGACUGAGAAGGAUAUCGAUGAGACAAGGGAUGGAUACAAACCCGUGGCCAAGCAUUCCUCCAUUCUGUUCUUCACCAUUUCUGAUCUAGCCAACAUCGAACCCAUGUACCAAUACUCACUGACUUGGUUCAUCAACCUUUACCUACAGUCCAUCAAUUCCAGUCCGGCAUCCAGCGAUCUACAUGAGCGAAUCAGUAGUCUGAAUGAUCACUUUACCUACAGCAUCUAUCAAAAUGUCUGUCGAUCACUGUUUGAAAAAGACAAGCUCCUCUUUUCCUUCUUGCUGUGUAUUGGACUUGCCAAGGGCAGGGGCGAAAUUGAUGACAGGGAAUGGAGAUUCCUACUGACAGGGGGUGUGGCCUUGGAAAAUCCUUUCCCAAACCCAGCCCCUGAUUGGCUGCCUGAUAAAUCCUGGGCAGAGAUUGUCCGUGUGUCCAGUCUCCCAGCGUUUGAUGAUUUCAUGUUGAACUUCAGAAAUAAUUUGGAUGACUGGAAGAAACUGUAUGAUUCACACACUCCCCAUACUGACAAGAUUCCUGAACCUUGGGAACUGACACUAAACAGCAUCCAGAAACUGAUUGUGUUGAGAAUCAUUCGACCAGAUAAGGUUGUGCCAGCAGUCAGCAACUUCAUCGUAAAUUGGAUGGGUAAAGCCUACAUUGACCCUCCAACCUUUGAUUUGACUAGGUCAUAUCAGGAUUCCAGCCAUUCCACACCACUUAUCUUUGUCCUAUCCCCUGGUGCUGAUCCUAUGGCUGGCCUGAUGAAAUUUGCUGUUGAAAAGGGUUUUCUCAAGCAAACUAGGCAGGGUUCUCUUGGCUCCAUAAAUCCUGGGUUCAGUCGCAAAGGUAGCAGAAAUAGUUUACUGAGAAUUGACCCACCAGUGUCAUCCUCACCGGAUUUGAUGAGAACCAGUACUCCAGAGGUUGAUGAGAUGACCCAUACUGCUCAAGCAGUUAAUGAUGGUGAAGCUGACUUGAUUAUUGAAAGAAAUUUGCUACAGAUGAAAGACAGCAUCAAAGAUAGGAGUGUGGAUAGUGAAGCUGUCAAAUCCAUGGCAGAGUCAGAGAACGAUGAAGUAACAAAACAAGCAGGUAUGGAUUAUUUGGAUACUAUUGUAAAACCAAUUGCUGGUGGAGACAACAGACCUCGAAGUAGCGUCCAUUUUGAAGAACCAACUCAAGGUACUGUUGAUUCCCCUGAUCCUUCCCAUGAGCCCAUGCAAUCCCGGCAGUUCUUGCAUCCCAUUCUCAAAGAUGUAUCAUCCCAGUCUUUAAGCCUGGACAAGGCUGGUCAGUCUGAUGUACACAGCAUCCAAUCGCAGAAAGCAGAAGCCAAUUCGAAGGAAGAUGCGAAGGAGAUGAAACCAUCAAUAUACCGGCCACGCCUGGCAAGGACCAUCAGUCGAAUCAGUCGAAUGGGUGGCUCAGGACUUCAGACAAUCUCACUUGGACAAGGUCAAGGACCAAUCGCUGCCAAGAUGAUUGAUGAGGCUGUGAAAAAUGGAACCUGGGUGGUUCUUCAGAACUGCCAUCUAGCAACCUCCUGGCUGCCUACUCUAGAAAAGAUCUGUGAGGAAGUCAUAACAGAUGUGGACCAAACCAAGCCAUCAUUCCGUCUGUGGCUCACCAGUUACCCAUCACCCUCCUUCCCAGUAUCUAUGCUACAGAAUGGGAUUAAGAUGACUAAUGAACCACCCAAGGGGUUAAGGGCCAACCUGCUCAGAUCUUACCUCAAUGAUCCCAUUUCAGAUCCAGCCUUUUUUGAUGGGUGCAACAAACCAGAGCUGUGGAGAAAACUCUUGUUCAGCCUGUGUUUCUUCCAUGCAUUGGUUCAGGAGAGGAGGCAGUUUGGUGCACUGGGAUGGAACAUUCCUUAUGAAUUCAAUGAGUCAGACCUUCGGAUAAGUGUCCGCCAGCAACAGAUGUUCCUGAAUGACUAUGAUGAUGUACCCAUGGAAGCUAUCUCUUACCUAACAGGACAAUGUAACUAUGGUGGGCGUGUCACCGAUGAACGAGACCGCCGGCUAAUCAUGAGCCUUCUGAGCAACUUCUAUAAUCAAGACAUCCUAAAGACAGAGAAUUACAGCUUCUCAGAGAGUGGCAACUACAAGUGUCCAGUGUCUGGGCCAUACCAGAGCUACAUUAAGUACAUCAGGAGUUUACCUUUGACCCCUCAUCCCGAGGUAUUUGGUCUGCAUGAGAAUGCAGAUAUCACUAAAGACCAGACCGAGACACAACAGCUAUUUGAAGGCAUUCUACUGACACUGCCGAGACAGACUGCUGAGACACCACGCGAUGGCUCAAGUCGUGUUGAACGUGUACUAAGAAGUCAACGCAAGGAUCAGGCAUCUGGAGUAGGUAGAACUGCUCAACAGAUCAUUGAAGACUUGGCAACUGAUAUCCUCUCCAAAAUCCCUCCCAACUUUAAUGUGGAAGAAGUCAAGACCAAGUUUCCUGUCCGCUAUGAGGAAUCAAUGAACACUGUGCUGGUUCAGGAGCUGAUACGGUUUGAUCGGCUGAUCACCGUCAUCCGUAGCAGUUUGCUGGACAUCAGGAGGGCAUUGAAGGGACUGGUGGUCAUGUCAGCUGACCUGGAAGAUGUCUUCAGUAGCAUGAUGGUGGGCAAGGUUCCAGCCAUAUGGGCAGCUAAGUCUUAUCCAUCAUUGAAACCUCUAGGAAGCUACAUCACAGAUCUGAUGGCUAGAUUGCAGUUUUUCAAGGACUGGAUCCAGUCAGGUAUGCCAUCUGUCUUCUGGAUGUCAGGAUUCUACUUCACCCAGUCUUUCUUGACAGGAAGCAUGCAGAACUAUGCCAGGAAAUAUAAGAUCCCUAUCGACCAGUUGGGCUUCCAGUUUGAAGUAAUGGAUCUGGAAACAUCCAUGCCCAGCAGACCAGUGGAUGGAGUUUAUAUUAAAGGUUUAUUCAUUGAGGGAGCCAGAUGGGAUCGGUCCAGGAAACUUCUUGCCGAGUCCUUACCCAAAAUCCUGUAUGAUAUGCUGCCUGUUAUCUGGAUCAAACCUGGUGAGAGAUCAUCGUUUGAACAGAAGAGCACCUACUCAUGCCCAGUUUAUAAGACCAGUGCUAGACGUGGUACUCUGUCCACCACCGGUCAUUCCACCAACUUUGUGUUGUUUGUUGAGUUAGCAUCUGACUGUCCAACUAAUCAUUGGGUCAAUCGAGGUGUAGCCAUGCUGUGUCAGCUGGACGACUGAUUCAGGAAAAUUGAGGUACCAGCAACAGAAUCCUCACUGGACAACUUGGGUAGUAAGAUAAAUACCAUAUGCAUGGUUGGAUAAUGAUAAGCAUGGUCACAAAUUGAUGGAGCUAUUUUCAGAUGUUGAAACUUUAUGCUCAUCGUACAGUUUGUAUUGCAGAGCAAUCUUUCCAAGAAAUGUUGAUGUUUACAAAAUAUGUAAGAACAAGUGACAGCUUUCAAAGUUAUUUAUGGAAUAAGCUGUGAUAUCAAUUUGCUUAUAUUAGAAUAGGAGUUGAUAACAUCAUGAAACUUCUGUAGCUUUUUCUGUACAAAUGUGAAUGGUUUGAAACUGGUUUAACUUUUAUCAGCAGACACAACGCAAAUAAUAUUUAUAUAAGUUAGUUUACUGUGCCAUUGCUGUAUACUUUAAUAGCUGUCCAACUGUUGUCGUGUCCUAACAUGUCAGUAUGUUUGUUACAAGAUAGCUUGAACGUAGACAUCUUUUUAUUUUGAAAAAGUAUUAGUAAAUAAUUGGGUUCAGCCUUGGGUUCUAGCCUUGCUAUGGCAUUUGUCUCAAAAUGGAGGAGAAAUUGGAACCACUGUUAAAAAGUAACAUGUAUGUACAACCUAUGUCAAAGAGGAAAACCAGUCACAAGCAAUAUUGAUCCUCCAUAAUCGGUCUACAUGAAAAUUACCAGCAAUUGUUAGGGUAUUAUUUUCACUAGUAUGUCACUUGAUCUUGUUGAUCAGAGAAGGAUGGAAUAAUUUGAAUUUACUUCUUGUUUUGUUUGGUUUAGUUUGAUUUGGUUUGUGUGUUCUUGGUUGGGGCAGAUUUGUUCUUUUCUUGUGUGUUUUUUUCUUGGGGAAAAAUCCUCUUUUACUUUGUGUUUACAUUUUAGAAAUGUUAAUGUUAAUUUAGCAUUGCACUUUAUUAUGAAAAACAUUAGCUUAUGACCUUAUCAUUGGUUUGGCAAAUAAUAUUGUGACAGUAAAAUAAAAGUAAAUGUUUGGUUGUGAGACAGUUUUAAAUGUUUUUAGAUGUGAACUCCCUAAAAACCCACAGGGUAUGCAAGUCUAACUAGUUAUGAAAUGGAAUCAAAACAUGUGCAGUGAGAUAAUCGUUUGUAUUUUUAAAUGUUGGGUAGAAGCAUUUUGAAUGCAAUUAAAAGCUGCUAACAGUUUCUCAAACUUCUUAACUGUGAUUCCAGUGUCCCACAUUAUAGAAUACUAUUUUUUUAUGUGUAUAUAUUGUUCAAACUGUUUGUUACAACAUGGCUUAAAUGGCUGACAUGUGACGUGGAGAGUUAGUAAGGGAUAUAGCUUUCAUAUGCUCAAGAAAGUAUAGUUAUGUAAUUCUAUAAAUGUGGAUCCAAUUUUUUCAUGUUUCUGUCACAUCUGACAUGAUUUUUUAAGUUCAGAACACAUUCUGUAAUUUCCAAGAAUGAUGAAUUAAUGAAAAUUACCUGUCAAACAACUAGAAAUAGUAUGAAAUCAGUUUCGAUGAUAUAUUCAUGUUGAAUUACACAGUUCAGGUGUAACAGGGGACACAAAAAUUCACACUUUUGGCCUCCUGAAUUUCUGGAAUGACCCAGUUAUAUACACGUAUGCAGUGUACUUUGCACACAGUUUUGUAUUCCAAAAAACUGUUGGUUCCAUCUUAAUGGCUCAUACUUGCUAUGUACAUGUAUGUAUAUAGAGAUGUGUUAUAGGUGAAAUGGUUAUUGUAUCAUUUGAUUAUGUAUUCUUGCUUUUGAUCCCUUAGGCCACAUUUCAUUGGCUACAUGCCAAAUUGAAAUUCUAUUUGCAAAAGGUUGUUUGGUUUCAUGUUGCACUGAACUGUGAUAAGAGUGUAACCUUGUGAUAAUGUCAUCAAAAAUGUGAUUUUUUUUAUAUCACACGUAAGGGUAAAAUCGAUGGUCGUUAAACCUAGUGUGUAGAUGUUGUUCUUAGUGAGCAAAAUGUAAAUUGGGUGCUCUUUUUAUUGAUUUGGCAUGUACAUAAAAACUGGUAUUUUAUUGGCAAAAAUUUAUGUGGUAUGAUCAAUGAAACAAUCAUGGUUUAUUGGAUGUCAUCUUGAAGGUGCUUGUGUUACAUAUCUCUAUUGAAGGAUAUUACUGUCAUUGGGUUGAAACAUUGUUUUCUUGGGAAAGUGUUAAAGGUAAGCAUGAUGAUGUCUAAAUGACAUUGGUGUCCUGAUACAUUCUGGGAACAUGUUCCAAAGUCCUGUAUAACAGAACUACAACACGUGUAUUUUCUGUGUUUGUCAUUACUUAACAGCAUAUUGCUAAAACAAAAUCUAAAGCCAUAGAAAAUGCAAAUGCAGGAAAGUCCUGUGUUCUUUCCAGUUAACAGACACAGCUCUUGGCUGUUGGUUUUGUUUGUUCCCCACAAGCAUUAUUUCCAUUGUGUGAAAUUCAGAUGCUCUGAAAGACUUGCACUGCAUUGUUAUUUUCCUUACAGGUACAUUGGCACUUCAGUUUGUAGAAAAGUAAAUGAAUGAAGGUCAGUGCAAAUGUGAAUAUGUGUCUAAGGUUACAGAACCUAUUUCCUGGGAGAUGAAAUCUCAGUAAAACUUGCAUGUCAUUAUGAUUUCUGGUGAGACACCUUUCAUUCACAAUCACAUUUGUAUAGUUACUAUGUGCUGCUGUUUUAAGAGUCGUUUCUAUGACUAUGUGUACAUGCACAUGUACAUUUAUACAUGUAUGUUAACUGCCCGUCCAUUAAUGUUACUUGAUUUGUAAUGAAUCUUGUAAUGAAUGUUUUCCAACUCAAACAUGAUGCACUAAAUGAACAACAAUAUUUCUCAGGAUUGGGAAGUUAAUAUAAUUAAGUAUCGUUAUAUGCUGUAAGACAUGAGUAAUUAUCUUGUGCACAGGUGUCUUUGCAGAAACAAUAGGUGUGAAAUUAAUACUUCAUAUAUAUCUGUAUAAAUACAGUAUAUUGGAAGAUUGAAUCAAUUGAUAUUUAUUGAUCUUUAUGAAGUAAUUUAUUGUAAAUUUUAAUUCUCUUGUCCAAGUCUUGUGUAUAUUUAUGCAUGGAUCCUGACUGUUGUGUGAACACUGUCAAGUUUGUGAUGCACGUAAUGUUGAAUGACACAGCUCCUAUAAUUUGUACAGUGUAUAUUUAUGUGAAAUCUAUUUUUGAGAGAACUGAAUAAGUGCCUUGAUUUUUUAAUAGAAAUUUGUUGGUUUAAAUAAGGUAUAUUUCAUUCUUGGGGAAAGGAAAAAAUCUCUUAUAAGUCAAGGAUAUAAUUUUCAAUGAUUUUGAAGUUUACAUUCCUGCUUGAUGAGUGACUCAAAAGUUAUAUUUUUAAAAGGUGGCCUCAAGAAAAUCUCCUAAUUAUCACAAAAAAUAAACCCCUGUGCUGAUGACGCCACACGUUUGUACGUGUUUGCUUUUCCCAUGGUGCUCAGUGGACCCUGGGCCCUCCACUGGCUCCACGGGAAAGUAAUGCACAUGUAAACAAAGUGUGACAUCUAUCAAUACAUAGGUCUAUUUGGUGAUACAUCACAUUGUUUUCCUUCCCGAUUUUGGCGAUAAAAUCGGAUGGUUAAUUUCAUUGCUGUGGUUUCAUAUUAUGAGCGCACUUUUUGGAAAGCAUUGAAACUCUAAAGACUAAAAGUAACAUAUUCCCAAUGCUGUAGAUAAGUUGUGUCAUACAUACAGACAUGUAACAGACAUCAAAAUGACAUUCUUAGGUACACAAGACUGUCCAGUGUGUUUACUAGUGGAUAGUCUAACAGAAAAAGCAGCUGAUCUAUUUUGUAGCCUUUUGUGGUUCUUGGAGUAAUUGUGGAUUGCUGAAAAGCACAAAAACUCUGCUCUGAUUUGGAUUGAUUUUCGUCAUUUUAGUCAGUUUUGUGUACUGGAUACAUACAUGUUUUCUCUGCACCUGGGUACUUGUAAGAAGCAAUAAAAUCCAUCCAUUUUAUCAGUGUGUAUA
Messenger RNA from Acanthaster planci (crown-of-thorns starfish), 17439 nucleotides. Its product is annotated as dynein axonemal heavy chain 3-like. Gene Ontology annotation, biological process: microtubule-based movement. The record is from RefSeq and is a predicted model, not a curated record. Gene Ontology annotation, cellular component: dynein complex. Gene Ontology annotation, molecular function: dynein light intermediate chain binding; ATP binding; ATP hydrolysis activity. Lineage: Eukaryota; Metazoa; Echinodermata; Asteroidea; Valvatida; Acanthasteridae.